Daphnia pulex (common water flea) is the source of this 1254-nucleotide messenger RNA. It is a transcript of the gene rho-7, whose product is annotated as presenilins-associated rhomboid-like protein, mitochondrial. Gene Ontology annotation, molecular function: serine-type endopeptidase activity. Lineage: Eukaryota; Metazoa; Arthropoda; Branchiopoda; Diplostraca; Daphniidae. Gene Ontology annotation, cellular component: membrane. The transcript has 8 exons. The coding region runs from base 129 to 1157 and encodes 342 amino acids. The record is from RefSeq and is a predicted model, not a curated record.
GCUGUCGUCUGCUUGGUCUACUCUAUGGCUGAUGGCUCUAUGCUAUGGUCUGCUUGACUAUAAAUAGUUGAUGUUAGUUUUCGAAUGAUAAUGAUAAGGAAGAUUUUUCCUAUUUAAAACUCAUCAAAAUGCUGUCCGUGCAUAGGUUUCAAAGUGAAGUUAGCAGGCGAACUCUAUUGUCUUUUAAGAAGGGAAAUCUACACCAAAUUGUCUUUAAAGGUGGUAAAUGGACUGGUCGAGGAGGCUCCUCAAGAUUGCAAUCGCGAGUAGAAUUGACACCUUCAAAACCGAAUGUAUCACCCGAAGGCAAAGGACGUUUGUUUGGGCCAGUUUUGUUUACAACUGGGUUUACAGGAUCCUGCUUUGCUUUGGGUGCAAUUUGGGAAUAUGAAAAUAUGAGGAGCAAAGCAUUGCAAUUCAAACAAAAAGCUAAUAACUGGAUUGAGAGACAACAGAAUAAUAUUAAAAAUGGGAGUUUCAGAAACCAAAUGAAUCAUUGGUGGAACAGCCAGAAUAUGACUGAGGGGCAAAAACUAUUUUAUUGCAUCUUGUUAGCCAACACAACAGUUUUGUUAGCUUGGAGAAUUCCAGCAUUGACACAAUUUAUGAUAUCAUAUUUUUGUUCUAAUCCAUUUGCAAGAGCUGUUUGCUGGCCGAUGGUCUUUUCAACAUUCUCUCAUCACUCUUUCUUGCAUUUUGGAGCCAACAUGUAUGUUCUUUAUUCUUUCAUGAAUGCCACUACUCAUUAUAUGGGUAAAGAACAAUUUCUAGCUUUCUAUCUUUCUGCCGGUGUGAUAUCAUCAUUGGCCAGUCACAUCUUCAAGACAGCGUUGCGAAUGCCUGGAAUUUCCCUUGGAGCGUCAGGAGCCAUUAUGGGUGUUCUUGCUUAUUUUUGUUCUCAACACCCCGACGCCCUAUUGCAAAUAGCCUUUAUUCCUGGAUUCACUUUCACUGCAGAUUCGGGUUUGAAGGCACUUCUUUGUUUCGAUACAGUAGGCUUGAUAAUGCGGUGGAAGCUUUUUGAUCAUGCCGCGCAUUUGGGUGGCGCCAUGUUUGGACUAUUUUGGAGCCAUUGGGGGCAAAGAGACGUAUGGAAUCAGCGAGUUCAAUUCUUACAAAUGUGGCACAAUUUCCGAACUGGAUUCAAAUCAGAUUAAUGAUAACGUAUAUAUAUAUAUAUCACCCUGUGUUUAUUUUGUUGACAACAAAAAAUAUUCAAUUGUAAUAUUACACAGAUGCAGAAGUGUUUACGAA